GCUCUUCAGAUGUCCUUCAUUUAGGAGAUCAGUCUCCUGAGAUCAGACUAAAGAUGUCUAUUUCUGUAUGAGAUUCAUUGUGGAAAUGAGAGCAGAGCUUCAUCUUGACCUGGAUUUCUCCUUUCUUCUAUGUUGGUUGUUUAGUUUUUGUUCAUUUUUUGAUCUGAAAUGACGACAGAACCAGAGACCAAACCAGAGCAACAGGGGGCCAGCGCAGCUCCGCCCCAAACGGCUCCGCCCAUCGACAACGAGCUUCCUCCUGCGGCUGCACACAGCACACCUGUCAGAAAAGAUCAGGCUGGAGAGCGAGACGCUGGCGGGAAAGCUGAUCAGCAGCCAUCCGAGGACGACCGCACCUCACACUGGUCCAAAUCUCCAGUGAAGGUCACCAGAAGACCCAGAAACAUGCAGUGUAAGAUCACGCUGCUGGAUGGAUCUGACUACACCUGUGUGGUGGAGAAGCGUGAUAAAGGUCAGGUGCUCUUUGAGAAAGUCUGUGAACAUCUCAACCUACUGGAGAAAGAUUAUUUUGGGAUUACAUACAGAGAUGUUGAAAACCAGAAGAACUGGUUGGAUCCAUCAAAAGACAUGAAGAAACAGAUCAGAGGCGUCGCUUGGAAUUUCUUCUUCAAUGUGAAGUUUUAUCCUCCUGAACCUGCACUGCUGUCUGAAGACAUCACCAGAUAUUACCUGUGUUUACAGCUGAGGGAUGACAUCAUGUCAGGACGUUUGCCCUGUUCGUUUGCCACACAUACGGUUCUCGGGUCAUACACGGUUCAGUCCGAGCUGGGCGAUUACGACCCAGAUGAAUACGGGACCGAUUACAUCAGCGAGUUUCGUUUUGCACCUCAACAGACCAAAGAGAUGGAGGAGAAGAUCACAGACCUACACAAGACCUACAAAGGAAUGACCCCAGCAGAAGCUGAAAUGCAUUUUUUGGAGAAUGUAAAGAAACUCUCAAUGUAUGGAGUCGACCUUCAUCAUGCAAAGUUGAUAGGACGAUUCUUUCACUGCUUCUCUCCAGCUAAAGGAGAGGAUUCAGAAGGGGUGGAGAUCAUGUUAGGCGUUUGUUCCUCCGGUCUUCUCAUCUAUCGCGAUCGACUUCGCAUCAACCGCUUUGCCUGGCCGAAAGUCCUGAAGAUCUCCUACAAACGCAAUAACUUCUACAUCAAGAUCCGUCCGGGUGAGUUUGAACAGUUUGAAAGCACCAUCGGUUUUAAACUUCCCAACCACAGAGCGGCUAAGAGACUGUGGAAGGUUUGUGUGGAGCAUCACACUUUCUUCAGGUUAGUUUCACCAGAGACUCCACCCAAGAAGUUCCUCACACUCGGCUCUAAGUUUCGUUACAGCGGCAGAACCCAGGCCCAGACCCGACGAGCCAGCUCACAGAUAGUCCGACCAGCACCGUACUUCGAACGUUCAUCCAGCAAACGCUAUACGAUGUCUCGAAGCUUGGAUGGAGCUCAGCGGAGUACACCCAUGAACACAGCCAAUGGUACUAGACCAACAGAGAUGGGCACAGCGUUGUACGGCACAGCUAAAGGCGUGGCAGUGAGUGACCUCAUCACUACAGUGACACCAGAGAGGAAGACAACAGAAGAUGAAGAAGAGCGGGACAGAGUGAUGCUGGUUGACAGUGUUGCAUUACUGGAAGAAGAAGACGAGAGCACUAAAGUUACUGAAGUGUCCCAACCGAGUCCUCUUUCACCCGUACGACAAGACACACGGACGGAUUUCACAGACACAGCUGUUGAUGGAGAUUUAACAGCCACUGAGUCGGAUCAAGACGAUGAGUCUGAAAUAAAGACACAGUCCAUUAAACUCAAUAAAGAAGUGAAUGUGUUUAUCAGACACAGUAAGAUGAUGAUAGAGGACAUUGAUCAGACACCAGAUGAACUGUUGAAACAUCAGACCAACAUCAGUGAACUGAAGAGGACGUUCCUGGAGGGAGGAACGGGUCGGACGGGUCUGACAGAGUGGGAGAAGCGUCUGUCCUCGUCUCCGCUUCGAUCUCCUCGUCUGGAUGAAGCUCCCAUGAUCGAACCGCUGGUUCCAGAAGAAAUGAAACAGGAAUCGGCUGUGGGAGGAUCGACAACACAGGACAGUCUGAAGGACAGAAGAGUUGAUGUGGAAACUGAUGGGUGGGUCAUUAUAAACAAGGUUCCUCCUAUAGAAAAAGAAAUGAUUUCAGAAAGAGUUGCUCCAGAGACGGUGCCAGAGAAAUCUGAUGCUGUUAUAAAGGAGAAGUUUGAGCCAGAGAAAAGAUUUGGCAUUGAACCAGAAGAUCUUCCUCCUGAUGUAAGAGAGAAAGUUACUAUUACUCAAGAAGAAGUUCCUCCAGUCGUUCCAGAUCGAGGUCUUACUGUUGUAUCAGAAGAUCUUCCUCUUAAAAAGAUUCCUCCUAAGGUACCGGAGAAGAAACACAUCUCCAGCUACAGAUUUGUAUCCACCACUAGCACUGUGACCAGCAGUGAAGGUCUGGAAGAGCAGAAGCCUAAAGUUCAAGAAGACGUCUUCAGUAAGGCCAGUAGAUCUUAUGACUUUUCCUCCACCAAAGUUGAACGAUCUGAAGACGGCAACCUGACAUCUGCUCAACUUCCCAUUAAACUCUCUGAGGGGUCCAUUGCUGCUACCAUUAAGGUUGUUCCUGUGACGGUUAAGUAUCAGAUCACCAGCACAGAAGAGGGCACUGGUACACCUGUCAUCACAGUCAGGGAGGCUGGAACGCCAUCGCCCUCCGAGCCUCCAGUCAACCAGACCGGUGAGGAAUCUGGAGACAUCAAGACGACCGAACUGAAGAUUUUCACCGAGCGCAGCUCUCCGACGCCACGGUCUCCACUUAGAUCUCCUCUUAGAUCUCCUCUCAGAUCAUCUGCAGAUGUCAGGCUGAGCCCCGGCCCUGUGCCCUAUCUCACCAAAACCUCUCCUACAGCUCGAGUGCCUAAACCCAGUUUUGAUGAGAUGUCGCCCGAGCUCACUGCUCUCUUACAGUCUACACACAGCUGGUCAUCAGCUCCUCCGUCCGCCCUCAUCACCCCUUCAUCUCUCUCGUCCCAUAAGCCAUCAGAAAGCCAGAAGAGUCAUCAGGAGGAUAUCCAAUCAGAAGAACAGAAGCAGCCAUCAGACAAACCGCUGGACCAGCCUCAGUCAGAGCCCUUGGGUUUGUCAGGAGACACACAGCAGAUGCCCGUCAUCCACACAGAAAUGAAAACGAUCACAUAUGAAUCCAUGCAGGGUGAAGCGGAUGGAGACACUGAACCGGGAAUAUUAAUGAGCGCCCAAACCAUCACAUCCGAAACCAGCAGCACCACCACGACCACUCACAUCACAAAGACGGUGAAAGGCGGCAUAUCAGAGACACGGAUCGAGAAGAGAAUUGUUAUCUCAGGAGAUGCAGACAUUGAUCAUGAUGAGGCUCUUGCUCAAGCUAUUAAAGAAGCUAAAGAACAACAUCCUGACAUGUCAGUGACUAAAGUCGUGGUCCAUAAAGAGACGGAGAUCACGCCAGAGGAGGGCGAGGAGUGAGGCAGGAUUAACACCUUCAUGCAUUCUGGAAAAAUCUCUCGCUGUGGAAAAUCUCGGCUGUUUCAGAUGGAUCCACAGAAUGAAUCAUCUGAACACAACACACACACGCUUACAGACUGGAUCACUGUUACUGCAUGAUAUGGGAACAAAUCUGAGAAAAACAAAUAUUUAUCAGCAUUUUAGGAAAUAUUAUAUGAGCGCAGUGUAUAGUUCAGCCAUGAGCUCGCUAUAAAGAGAAAUGUGCAAAUAUAAAUCUCACAGAUAUCUACAUUUUAUUUAUUAAAAUACUGCUCACCUUAAAAGCAAAAUCAACCCGAAUGAGUGCUUAAUAUUUAACCACACAAAGAUGUGCCAUCAUCAUCAUCAUCAUGUCAUACUUCAUCUCUGGUUUACUCCUGGUACACAUUACACACUAACAACAUGUUACACAAUUUCUCCAAACAUCAUUUAACUUUAUGGAGUGUCCUGUUGUUUUUUACUUGAAUUAUUUAGCCGUUUAUGUGUUUCUCAUUGUGAAAGCUUGAGUUUAGAGGAAUGAACACUGCUGAUGUUUACUGAUGGUUUGUAUCCUGAAUCUUUUAAUCAUUUCUGGAAUUCACUUUGUCACAUCUGAGCCUUAAACUGUACAGCAACCCCAACACAAACCCAAUGUGGCUUUAUGUCUGUGUUUGUCAACAUUCAGUGUAUUUAUUUAUUUAUUAUACAGCAUUGAUUCGUGUACUGUUGAAUGUUUCCUCCUUCAGCUCAAAUAAAAUCAUUUCUGAUCA
This is a messenger RNA of Misgurnus anguillicaudatus (oriental weatherfish), 4292 nucleotides long. Lineage: Eukaryota; Metazoa; Chordata; Actinopteri; Cypriniformes; Cobitidae. The record is from RefSeq and is a predicted model, not a curated record.